CCCGUUUGGCAUGCGUGGUUGCUAGGCAACGCAGGAUUAUCAUUGAGUCUAGUUAACAUCGCAUCCCUGGGUUUUCCUUCCGAGAGAGUCAAAUGUUAUCAGAUAUAUUAUCCACUGCAGGGAAAUGAUAUCCUUUUCUCAUUAUUGCACUUGACAUCCCGUUGAGCGGAGAGAUUUUUAUUACUAGGUGCUUUAGUUUCACAAAUGAGCUCUCCUGAAAACGGACCGAACAAAAACUGCAUUAUUGUGCUUGCCAAAGAAUAAAUAGUUGCAAGUUGCAGAAAUAGUCGGGCUAUAUUUUUUGGAUUCACACGUGAGAAAUUUAUCACCUUGCAUAAGAAUAGGUUUACAGUUGCGAGAACAGGAAUAAUGUGUGAUUUAGAGUACAGCGUACGUGUCAUGCAAAGAGAAGACAUACCGCAGGUUCUGGAAGUGUGGAAAGAAACAAAACUUCAGGAAGGUACACAGACACUUUACACUUGGUUUGAAGUAGACCCAGAAGCAUUUUACAUUGCGGUCACAGAAUCAGGUGAAGUGAUAGGUGUGUGCUCCGGUCUCAUUCAUCACGAAGACUUGGCAUUUGUGGGUAUCUAUGCUGUUCGGGAGAAAUACCGUGGGAAAGGAGUAGGAUAUAAGGUGUGGAGUGCAUGCAUGGACCACAUUGGAUCUAUGGAUGUCUGCAUAAAUGCUGUUCCUGAUAAAUUCGAACUAUAUCGUGACAAAGGAGGCUUUCCCGUGGUGGAAACAGAAUGGAAAUGCGUGGUAAAUGAAACUCAAUUUGAUGUAGCUUUCAACCCAGAAGCCUUAUCCGAUAUCAUCCCAGAAGGCGUUGAGAUUCUACCUUUCCAAGAUUCCUUUUUGCCGUCCAUGCUAGAGUAUGAUUAUUCUUUAAUGGGCUACAAAAGAGACAUCGCGAUAGAGCUCAACUGCAAAGAGAAGGACAGUCAAACUGUCGUAGCAAUGAAAGAUGGCGCUUGCAUCGGAUGGGGAACAAUCAAAUUGACUUGUCUUAAUUUGGGACUGGUUGGACCUUUGUAUGCUGAUGACGCAGAUGUGGCCGAGGCCAUUCUCCGGCGACUCAUCACCGAAUAUCCACGCUAUGACGGUUUUUCGAUGAUGACCAUUUCAAGUAAUGUGGCUGCGAGUGCGAUGCUGAGAAAAAUCGGCUGCCAGGCAUUGGAAGAAUGUCCUCGACUCUAUAGAAAACAUAAACUGAAAGUAGACGUAAAUAAAGUGUUCGCUCACUUUAAUUGUAACUUUUCACCAUUUUAAAAAGCCAUCUUAAGUCAUCUUGGGAAUAUCUAUCAUCAUAUCUAUUUUUUGAAAAAGCUUUUGUUCUAAGCAGUAGUUAUUUUGUAUAUUUUUGUUAAGUAGCAACAGAGUUUAUAAAUAUACAAAAUUACUAGGGGUAAAGAAAAGGUUUUGAAAGGCUAAAGGUUAAAAAGUAAACGGUUAAUCUAUCAUUUGAAAGAAGAGCGAUAUUUUGCAAAGAGUUUUGUGUAGCAUUAACCGUAACACUAACCUCACUUUCAACCCUCUUAGCGUUACAGCAAUUUGCAGGGAAAUAUUCGCGCAUGCGCAGUAUUUGCACAUUAACCCUAACCUUACUUUCAACCCUCUUCCUUACAGCAAUUUGUAGGUAAAUAUUCACGAGCGAUUAAUCCUCACUUCGGCCGGAUCGCACUAUUGGUUGAAAAUGACAUCACUGUUCGGGGGAAGACCCAUGCUGUGUAUUGCAUAGUAUUUUGGCGACAGAUUUUAGAUUUAGUUUUCAAACGCGAUCUGUUUAACACGC
Parasteatoda tepidariorum (common house spider) is the source of this 1795-nucleotide messenger RNA. RefSeq lists its product as uncharacterized. The record is from RefSeq and is a predicted model, not a curated record. NCBI's taxonomy places the organism in Eukaryota, Metazoa, Arthropoda, Arachnida, Araneae, Theridiidae. Gene Ontology annotation, molecular function: acyltransferase activity, transferring groups other than amino-acyl groups.